Messenger RNA from Diversispora eburnea, 1455 nucleotides. Lineage: Eukaryota; Fungi; Glomeromycota; Glomeromycetes; Diversisporales; Diversisporaceae. The record is from the annotation of a GenBank genome assembly.
AUGACUACAACCAUGACAGUUGACAGUAAUGAAAUAAUAAGUUUACGACAAGAAAUGGAUUCUCUUCGUGAACAACUCAUAACUUUAACAGACGACAAUAAUUUUCUUCGCAAAAAAAAUUCUUCACUUCAACAAGAGAUCACUAAUGAUCAUAAUGAAUAUGCACGAAUAGAAACAGAACUUUAUAAUCAAGGACAUGAAGUAGAAAGAUUAAAGAAAGAAAAUGUCGGAUUUUUGAAAAACAAACGGGAAGUGGAAAGGAAAUUAAGGGAGGAGACACAAGCAUUUGAAAAAGAUAGAAUUACGUGGCAAGAAAGAGAAUCUGAAUUAAUUGAUCAAGUUAAAGCACUUCAAGAAACCAUCAAUGUCAUUGCCCAACAUGAAAAUGCACAAAAGAAAAUUAGUCAACCAAAUCUCCGUGAUGACAAUAAUAAUCUAUCAGCAGGACAACAAGUUUUUGAUCUAGAAAGUGAUAAUUCAGCUACCAUUACAAAUGGUUCAGGUUAUAUUUUUAAUCGUGAAGUAAGAACCGCCCAACGAACCAUCAAAGAACUUGAGAGACGUCUUAAUGAAUUGACGACUGAAAUUGAAAAUGCCAAACAGGCAACAACUGAAUCUAUGAAUUUAAAUAAGAUUCACGCUCGUAGAAUUCAUUCAUUAGAAACUGAAUUAUCUCAAGAGAAAAAUCUAAGCCGAACAUUAAGAGAAGAUAUUGAAGGAUAUCAAUUAUUAUUACACGAAAAGACUAUGAAGGAUGAUGAAACUGAGGUUGAUAAUAAAGAUAAUCCUUCAAUCAUAAAGAAGAAAUCUCUUAGUAAUGAUUUAGAAGCUGAAUUGAAUCGUGCUUCUACGCUUAGAGAAACUUUGUUGGGUGAACGUGUUUAUAAAGAAAGUGAUCAUACUGUAAUUGAAAAAUUAUUAGAUGAGAUCAAAUCACUUAAAGAUGCCAAUAAAUCAAUGGCUCUUUACAUUGAAAAGAUUCUUAAUCGUAUCAUGGAAGCACAAAGUGAGGAACUUUUAUCGACUGAUUGGUCUGCAAAGGUGGCAGCCUCGAGUCCUACUUCUCCCACAUCAGGAGGAUUUCCCUUCUCGGAUAAUAUAAAUGCUUCCAGCCCUAAGAAAAAGGAACGUCGCAAAACAGUAUCCGGUCCAUUUAACGGUCAUUUCCGUAGUACAUCUCAACCUUUAAGUACUUUCUCUCCUCAAAAAGAUAAGAUAAUAACAGAAGAACCAGAACCAAAUGCUUCAUCUGGAAACAAAAAACAAAAUGAUGGUAAACUUAAAGUAGACACUCUUUCACCACCUACGGAAUCAACUCAAAGAACAAACCAACGAAGGAACUCUACUUCUACCAGAAAUUCUAAACGCUUCAGUAUUUUUGGGUGGGGUUCUAAAGAAGAUAAAAAAGAGGAUAAAAAAGAAGAUGAAUCCAUACAAGAAAAUCAAGUUAACUAA